CGAUGAUGAUCGACCCGCUCUAAUAAUAUGGUUUACUGACUCUCAUAAGUACUGUUCCCGACGACCCUAACCAACCGUAACUCCCUCGGUUAGACCUUGUGCUUGAAUCCAGAGACUCCAUUGGCUUAAUCUUUCCCGUCUGAGAUUGGCUCAGUUGGUCCGUCGACAUUACCGGCCGUAAUUAUGAGCAUACCUUUGGCAAAAGCUGCGUUCUUAGGUUUGUUUCUCGGAACUUUGUUUUACGGCGUGUUCCUCACUUUGUAUUGGUUCAUGCUAUUCAUCCUACUCAAGAAAACUGGCAUUCAACGGCAAGUCCUUAUCCCAGUGGCAACCUUGCUGCUCUGCAUCGCAACGGCACGUCUAAUCGUCGAUUUUGUUCGAGGGUUAGAGGCAUUCGUAUUCCAGGUGGAUACGAUUGGUGCAAAUGCCUAUUAUUUCGACCUUGCUUCGCCGCUGAAUCUCGCAUCGAUAUCACUCUACAUCACGCAAACCAUUCUUGGUGAUGGUGCACUUAUUUGGCGAUGUUAUAUGCUCUACAGCAGAAGCCUCUUCAUUGCCGUUCCUGGUUGUAUUGUGCUGUUAGCCCUUGUGGCCAUUGCGUACUAUGUUAUCUGGUCUAUUUCUCACUUCGGUCCGCUGUUCACCGUUUCCACCACUGGUUCUGCGUGUAUCACCGCAAUCUAUGUAUUGACCAUGUUUGUCAGUGUCACCUGUACCACUUUGAUUGCCUGGCGCAUCUAUCGCACUGGAUAUUUCAUGCCAGAUGGUCUUGGUCCUUUUUUACCCGUUUUCAUCGUCAUCAUUGAGAGCGGCGCUUUAUAUACCACGAGUGUCCUUGCACUCCUUGUAACAUCCUUGGUCGGAUCCAAUGGCAAAUUUGUCAUGGUGUGUAUUAUCCCUCCUACUGUGGGGAUCACAUUUUGCCUCAUCAUCCUGCAAGUGUAUUUCCACGUAGGCUAUAGCCCCCCCACCGAACAACCUACUGAAACAAGGAGCACUAUGACCAACCUCUUUAGAGGGCCGGGUGUACUGGACGUGGGCUCCCUUGAACCAAUGACUAUGCAGAUCACGGAGGAGAUGGUGAUCGGUCAGUCUGACUUGAUGGGUAGAAAGAGUGACCAACGGGUCUAGGGGCAUAUCUUUCAAUUGUAAAUUAGUCACGUUCAAUUCAAUGUAGCCUUUCCAUCUACGAGCAGCUAGCUCGCCGACCCUGUUUUCGGAGGACGAGACAGACCGUGACAAUGGGUCAAACAUUAU
Messenger RNA from Suillus paluster, 1257 nucleotides. RefSeq lists its product as uncharacterized. The record is from RefSeq and is a predicted model, not a curated record. NCBI's taxonomy places the organism in Eukaryota, Fungi, Basidiomycota, Agaricomycetes, Boletales, Suillaceae. The transcript is spliced from 7 exons. Bases 184 to 1131 code for a protein of 315 amino acids.